Molecule: messenger RNA, 6746 nt
Organism: Leucoraja erinaceus (little skate)
Lineage: Eukaryota; Metazoa; Chordata; Chondrichthyes; Rajiformes; Rajidae
Product: di-N-acetylchitobiase-like
Exons: 7
Coding region: 4978-6084 (368 amino acids)
Biological process (GO): carbohydrate metabolic process; chitin catabolic process
Cellular component (GO): extracellular region
Molecular function (GO): chitin binding; chitinase activity
Source: RefSeq, a predicted model, not a curated record
AGUGUGCUCUCUACUGUGCACCUGCAGAAGUUCGAGAGAGUCCUCCUUGACACACCACCUCUACGCAAUAUCUCCAAAGUAGAGGGGCUGAUGUGCCUUCUUUAUAAUUGCAUCAGUGUGCUGGUACCAGGAAAGACCUUCGGAAAUAUGCACGCUCAGGAAUUUGAAGUUCUUGACCCUUUCCACCAUCAUCGCGUUGAUAUAAACAGGAUUGUGGGUCCCUAUCUUACCCCUUCCAAAGUCCACAAUCAGUUCCUUGGUUUUGCUGGUGUUGAGAGCCAGGUUAUUGUGCUGGCACCAUUUGAUCAAUCAGUCGAUCUCACUUCCAUACUCUGACUCAUCACCAUCAGUGCCCUCCAGACGUCCACAUCUGCGCCAGGUGCGUCGAGAUGGGGCUCCUAAGGGAUCGUGUUAAGAACCUGGAGCAGCAACUCGAUGACCUCUGUCUGCUCGGGGAGAGCGAGGAGGUCAUAGAAAGGAGUUACAGGGAGGUGGUCACUCCAAGACCACGGGAGACAGAAAACUUGGUCACAGUUAGGAAGGGCAAUGGGCAGAGGCAGGGACUGGUGAGUACCCCGGUGGCUGUACACCUUGAAAAUAAGUACUCAUGUUUGAGUAAGGGUGGGGGAGACAGCCUACCUGGGGGCAGCGACAGUGGCCGGGCCUCUGGCACAAAGACCGGUCCUGUUGCUCAGAAGGGUAAGGAACAGGGGUAUCUCCCUGUUCCUGCUCUCGCCAGCACGAGGAACUGGAAGCAAACCGGAGAUAACCACCCUGGAGGUCCUGCUUUUUAGCAGUUUUCCGAGCUCUCUAAAGUCAUGCUUUGGUCUGUUUGCUGAUGACAUUGUGGUGGUGGGCCUGAUCUCAGACAACGAUGAGAAGGCCUACCAGGAGGAGGUGGCUGAUCUAGCACUCUGGUGCCAGGAUAACAGCCUCCUCUUGAACAUCAAAAAAACGAAGGAGCUGAUCAUGGACUUUAGGAGGGCACAUCAUCCGAGGACGUACACUCCAUUGAGGAUAAAUGGGGAUCCUGUGGAUAGGGUGAACUGUUUUAAAUAUCUGGGAGUCCACAUCUUCGAGGAUAUGACAUGGGCAUCACACGCCUCAGCACUCGUGAUUAAGGCAAGGCAGCGCCUUUACCACCUCAGGCAAUUGAGGAAAUUCAGAGUGUCUCCGAGGAUCCUCCAGUGCUUCUACGCAGCGGCGGUGGAAAGCUUCUUGUCCGGGAACAUUACCAUCUGGUUUGGGAAUUGCUCUGCCAAGGACAAGAAGGCUCUGCAGAGAGUAGUGCGUUCGGCCGAACGCACUAUGGGAACUUCACUCACCCCCCUGCAGGAACUAUACAUCAGGAGGUGCAACUCCAGAGCCAACAAUAUCAUGAGAGACCCCUUCCACCCCUGCAAUGGACUGUUCCAGCUGCUACUGUCAGGCAAACGCCUCCGUUGCCAUGCGGUGAGAACAGAGAGGUUGACAAGGAGUUUCUUCCCAGAGGCCAUUCGGACUGUAAAUGCCUAUCUCACCAGGGACUACCUCUACUGAACGUUUUUCCUUCCAUUAUUUAUUAUGUAAAGGUAUAUGUGUGUUAUGAUUGUGUUUAUAGUUUGUUUGGUUGUUUGUCUUUUUGCACAAAAGUCCGCGAGCAUUGCCACUUUCAUUUCACUGCACGUCUCAUAUGCGUAUGUGACAAAUAAACUUGACUUGACUUGACUUUGAGAAUAUUCAUCCCCCAUCUUUCCGACAUCGUUUGUGCUAACAUGUACUACAACUUCCGGCUGUUCACCUUCGCCCUUGAGGAUUUUCUCUCCGUGACAUCCUGGAUCCUGGCACCCGGGAGGCAGCACACCAUCCUCGAAUCCCGUCUGUUGCCGCAGAAACCCCUGUCCAUACCUCUCACAAUGGAGUCUCCAACCACCACUGCGUCGCCUGACGUCAGCCUCCUUGGUUUUGGCUCAACAGCACUUUUUGCAUCGCAUAAUCUAUCCAUACACAAAACUUAAAGUGAUGUAGGAACUCAGCGGGUCUGGCAGCAUCUGUGUAGGGAAUGGACAGACCGCAUUUCAGAGCAAAACUCUUGAUUAGACCCAGAUGGAGAAGGGUCCUGAUCACAAAAGAUUCCACCCACAGAUGUUCCCUGACCAGCUCAGUUCCUCCGGCACUUUGUUUCCUUCAGAUUGCCCCAUCCGCACUUUCUUGCAUAACCUAUCCACAUAUCUUUGCAAACUCUGUUUGUUACUCACAGCUCACUUGGACAUCAGUUUUGUGUUGUCAGCGGACAUGCACAUAUAUCCCUCUGUCUUUUGAUUAAAUUAUAAGUAGUUGAAUGCGCAGAUCUAACGCUUGCUGGCUGACCUGAAAAAUAUAUAAUUUCUACUAUUUGGUAUAUUUUAAUUAAUCCAGAUGCUUCAGACGUUAGUCAAAAACAAGCAGGAUUCAUGGGACAGGUAUAACCAGCUGAGAUCAAGUGCAUCCCUGGAGGAGUUUCGGGAACUAAAGGGCCUGUCCCACUAUACGAAUUUACCUAUAAGCUCUCCCGAGUUUAAACAAAAUCAAACUCGUGGUAAGUACGUAGAAUGAACGUAGUGGGUAUGUCAGUGCUCUGGACGUCUCUUAGCGGCAUGUAACCUUAACGGUAGGUACUCGGGAAACGCGGUAAGCUCAUGAAGUUUUUUCAAAAUAUUGAAAAAUGUCCACGAGAGCCCCGAGUACCUACGAGCGGCUAUUACCGUAAUUCUCCAAGUUCGAAUCAGGGGAAACUCAGGAGAACUCUUGAAUUACCUCGUACAGUGGGACAGGCCCUUGAGGAGUAAACUAAAAGCUGAAAUCAGAAGGGCAAAAUGGGGCCAGGAGAGAGCUCUGGCAGGUUGCAUUAAGAACAAUCCCAAAAUAAUUGAUAAAUGCAUGGGGGAAAAGGAUAACUAGAGAGAGAGUGGGACCUCUCAGGAAUCAAAGUGGUCACCUCUGUGUGGAGCCACAGGAGAUGGGCAAGCUCCUUAACAAGUAUUUCUCCUCUGUAUUUACUGAGGACAGUAGGAUGGAGGGAAUUGGAGCAGUCACUGGCAGUGUCUUGAGAGCAGUCAGGGUUACUGUCAAAGAAGUACUGAAGGUACUGUCGUGUUUGAAGGUAGACAAAUUUCCAGUGCCUGAUCUGAUAUAUUCGAGGACAUUGUGUGAAACGAGAGAGGAAAUUGUGGGAGCCCUGGUUGAAAUUUACAAGUAAUCAUUAAAUACAGGAGAGGUGCCGGAAGUCUGGAGGGUGGCAAAUAUUGUACCUCUUUUCAGGACGGGCUGCAGGGAAAAUGCUGGGAACUAUAGGUCGGUGAACUUAACAUCUGUAGUUGGUAAGUUACUGGAGAGUAUUCUGAGGGAUAGGAGAAACAGGCAUUUGGAUGAGAAAGAGCUGAUUUGAGAUAGUCAGCAUGGUUUUGUACGUGUGAGGUCGUGUCACUGAAUGAUUUUUUUGAUGACGUGACCAAAAAGGUUGAUGAGGGCAGAGCUGUAGACAUUGUGUACAUGGACUGCAAGUAAUGCGUUCAACGAGGUUCCGCAUGGUAGGCUGUUCUGGAAGAUUAGAUCGCAUUGGAUCCAAGGAGUGAUAGCUGAAUGGAUAGCAUAUUGGCUUCAUGGAAGGAAGCAGAGGGUAAUGGUGGAGAGUUGCUUCUCAGACUGGAGAAGUGUGAAGUGUUGAAUUUUGAGAUGUCGAACAAGGGCACGACCUACACAGUAAAUGGUAGGUCUCUGGGUUGUGUUGCAGAGCAGAGCGAUCUAGGAGUACAGGUGCAUGGUUCCACGAAAGUCGAGUAGCAAGUAGUUAUGGUGGUCAAAAAGGCUUUUGGCACUUUGGCCUUCAUCAGUCAGAAUAUAGAGUAUAGAAGUUGGGAGGUCAUGUUGCAGUUGUAUAAGACGUUGGUGAGUUCAGUUCUGGGCACCAUAUUAUAGAAAAUAUAUUGUCAAGCCUGAAUGGGUUCAGAAAAGAUUUACGAGGAUAUUGCCCAGGACUAGAAGGUGUGAGCUAUAGGGAGAGGUUGAGUAGGCUAGGUCUCUAUUCCAUGGGGCGCAGGAGGAUGAGGGGAGAUCUUAUAGAUAUACACAAAAUAAUGGGAGGAAUAGAUUGGGUAGAGUAUCUUGCACAGAGUAGGGGAAUCGAAGACCAUAGGACGUAGGUUCAAAGUGAAGGGGAAAAGAUUUAAUAGGUUUCAGAGGGGUAACCUUUUAACACAAAGGGUAGUGGGUGUGUGGAAUGAGUUGCCAGAGGAGAUAGUUGAGGCUGGGACUGUCCCAUAGUUUCAGAAACAUUUAGACAGGUACAUGGAUAGGACAGGUUUGGAGGGAUAUGGACCAAGCACAGGCAGGUGGGACUAGUGUAGCUGGGACAUUGCUGACCGAUGUGGGCGAGUUUUGCCGAAGAGCCUGUUCCUACACUGUAUCACUCUAUGACUCUAUGUUUAUUGGUCAUUGAUAAUUAUUGCAUCGGUCUAUGUCGAGGGGUUGAAAAGCAAAUCACAGCUUUGGGAAAAAUGUUUCCCAAUUGUGUGAGGGAAGGGGUUUAAUGUAACAGGCGGUGCUGUGGAUGAGAAGAGGAAAUCUAGAAACAAUGAAUUGCAGAUGUUGGUUUUAAUACACAAAAGGACACAAAGUAAUGGAGUAACAGGCAGCACCACUGGAGAACAUGGAUAGGUGAUGUUUCCAGUCGAGACCCUUCUUCAGUCUGAAACAUCAUAACAUCCAUUUUAUCCAGGGAUGCUGCCUGACCCGCUGAGUUACUUUGUGUCACUUGGGCACUCUGUGUCCUUUCUAGGAGAAAAAAUUAUUGUUCCUACAAAGUUACAUUUGAUCGCGUGAACUUUACGUCAAUAUUUAAUUGUUGCCACAAGCGGAGAGAGAGUGAAAGAUAGAAAGCCGUCAGAAGAGAUAUCCUCAGUGGGUUAUCAUAAAUACACCACCAGUUGCUGCAUUUCUGCCAGAGUUCAGGCAAAGAGGAUGAGGUGGAAUUUGCAAUUGGCGCUGAGCUUGGCCAUAAACACACUGUGCGUCCACAUUUUAACCAUUCGUUCCCUUGAAUGUGGGUGUGAUGAUUUAGCUAUGUGCAAACCCAUCGCUGCAAGUCAUGAAGUCCAAGUGGAGCUCUUUACCAUUCAUGGCGAUGAUGAUAACUGGAAUCAAUAUGAUUGGUCGAAGAUUACAACAAUUGCAGUCAAGGAUUAUGCUGACAUUGAAAUAUUCUGUGCUGCCCAUGCAAGAAAUGUUCGUGUUGUCUUGAAUGAGGAUUUCGAGCUGGACUUAUUGAAAAACAAACGUGAAUGGGCAAACUGGAUUCAAUUGAUGGGAGACUUUAUAAAUUCAGUAUUUAUGGAUGGAAUCAAUUUGAAUCUGAAUGAAGCGCUUACACAUGGAUCUGAUUAUUACAACGAUUUGACCCAGUUGAUUUCUCAACUUAUAGCCUAUUUCCACCAAGAACUACCAGGAUCUCAGAUAUCCUUUAAUGUGCCGUGGACUCCGAAAUGCAAGAGUAAAAGAUGCUUUGAUUUUUUGGCGAUUUCACACAUGAGUGACUUGUUCUUUGUUGAAUCCUUUAACAUUCCCAACGAUAUGCGGGAAGGUUGUGUUGCAACAACAAGCUCCUCCUACCACAAUGUGUUAACAGGUCUCUCCGACUACAUCAAACUGGGCGUUGACUCCAGGAAGCUUGUGAUGGGCGUUCCAUGGUAUGGUUAUGACUACACUUGCAAGCGUUUUUCUGAGGCCGGUAACUGUGAAUUGGAAAUGACUUCCCAAGAUGACCCCUGUAGCUAUACAGCAGCAGUUGCGAUCCAGUAUAAGGCAAUCAUGCAACGUCUGCCAAGAUCUCUGACUGGGAGGUUCUGGAGUGACGACCAGAAAGCUCCGUAUUUUGUCUACAUGGAUGGUAAAACCUACCACCAGGUCUGGUAUGAUGAUCCAGAGAGCAUUUCAAUGAAGUCAACUUUCUUGAAGAGGCUCAAACUCGGUGGCAUUGGUGUGUGGAGUCUAGCUGACGUGGACUACAAUGGAACAGCCUGGGCAACGUUACAUGCUGAGGAAAUGUGGAAUGCCCUCUGUCCUCCAUGAAGAUCAUCCUGAGCUCAGAACAUUUAAUCUCUGUAUAAACUAUCGCUUAGUGUUCCAGGGAAACAGAACAAAUAUGAGCUGCUUUUUAGCGUUAGAAGUGAAAUAAACAUAGAUCUGGAAAACCGGCAAUAUUUUAUCCAAUAAAAUUAAGUAAAUCCACUCUAUUCAAAGAAACGUACUAAUCAAAUUACAAAGCGACGAAGAAACUCAACGGGGCAGGCAGCAUCUCGGGAAGGAAUGGGAAGACAACGUUUUGGGUUGGGACUCUUCUUCAGACUGACUGUGAGUUAGUAUAGUAGAGGCACAAGGAGCUGCAGAUGCUGAUUUAUAAAUCGGAAGCAAGUCUUGACCCAAAACUUUGUCCAUUCAUUUCUGUCCACCGAAGCUGCCUGAUCCAGAGUUCCUGCAGUACUUUGUGUUUUGCUCAAGAUUUUAGAAUCUGUAGUUCCUUGUCUAUGAUGUAUGACACAAUUUGUAUUGGAAUGUUUACAAUUUGAAACAGAAAUUGUUUUGUAAAUUCAUCAACACUGUAUUAUCUAUCAAUCUGCUUAAAUUCAGCACAAACACAACCUUCUUGACAAUGGAAUUCUUAUAUUGUAGGCAUUUAUCUUUGCCAUUGAGCACCAUUUACAUGGGUUAUGUACAUCUUUUACUUUUUUACA